This is a messenger RNA of Fragaria vesca subsp. vesca, 928 nucleotides long. RefSeq lists its product as uncharacterized. The transcript has 10 exons. Gene Ontology annotation, cellular component: nucleus. Lineage: Eukaryota; Viridiplantae; Streptophyta; Magnoliopsida; Rosales; Rosaceae. Gene Ontology annotation, biological process: RNA processing. Gene Ontology annotation, molecular function: zinc ion binding; mRNA binding. The record is from RefSeq and is a predicted model, not a curated record. Bases 26 to 880 code for a protein of 284 amino acids.
CGAAAACUUGUCUAACGACAAACACAUGUUGAGUUGGAUUAAAAAGGACGAAGAAGGCUUUGUUCCUAUUUCAGUCAUUGCUUCCUACAAGAAAACGAAGAAGCUCGUUCGUAACAACUCGUCGAUAGCGGUUGCUUUGAAGGAAUCUUCUCUCCUUGUUGUGAGUUCGAAUGGGAAGAAGGUGAAACGACUUCAUCCUCUACCAUCACUUGAAACCAGGGAUCCAAAGUUCACUGUUUUGGUAGAGAAUCUACCAGCUGAUCAUUCAGUGGAGAACCUUAAGAAAAUGUUUAGUGAAGCCGGAAAUAUAAAAGAUAUAUGCAUACUUGACCCAAGUGCCAUAGAUGCAUCAGCAAAAGGCGGGAAGGUUGAGAAGCCAAUCAGUAAUAAGUUGCAUGCCCUUAUAGAGUAUGAUACUGUGGAGGCUACUGAGAAAGCUGUUGCUAUUUUAAACAACGAGGAAGAUUGGAGAAAUGGCAUGCGGGUGAAGCUUCUAAAGCAGAUGAGUAAGUAUGGGCAGAGUGCACAGCGCAGACAAUCUCGAGGGGGCUUUGAUUCUGAGAAGAGUAGCAGUAUCCGAACAUCUGAAGCAGGGAUUGAGGAGACUCAUAAUGCAAGUGAACAUCACAACGGUACACCUGAUGAAGAGGAUGGAGGAGGCCAGUUGCCUAAGGAGAAAACUGGGCACAGGGGUCGAAAUCGAGGGCAAUCUGGCAGGCAGAAGUAUCUUGGCCUCAAUGGGUUUGGCCACGGAACUACUUCGUCUGCUCAUCCAAUUGAACCUUCAAAGCCACCACCUGGCCCCAGAAUGCCUGAUGGAACCAGGGGAUUCACAACGGGACGAGGCCGGACUCCGGUGUCAGUUGUAGUUGUCUUGUAGACUUGAUUGAUUCUAGUGACAAAAGAUGCACAUUGAUUUGUUCAAUUG